Messenger RNA from Pseudophryne corroboree (corroboree frog), 5737 nucleotides. RefSeq names its product integrin subunit beta 1 binding protein 2 (gene ITGB1BP2). The transcript is spliced from 12 exons. The coding region runs from base 104 to 1231 and encodes 375 amino acids. Lineage: Eukaryota; Metazoa; Chordata; Amphibia; Anura; Myobatrachidae. The record is from RefSeq and is a predicted model, not a curated record.
UAGGCUUCCGCUGGGCUGUCCUCUCUCGGGUCAUUCUGUUCCUGCUCUACACGCUGUUACUAUCGCUGCUCUCCAGCUCAGCUGGCUGUGCUGUCCUGGCAUCAUGAGCUGUCAGGAUUUGGGUGUGAGUAACGUACAGGAUACUUCUGAAAAGUCUGUGCUGUGUUAUAACAAAGGAUGCGGGCAGCAAUUUCUCCAUAACAACAACUCUGCAGACUCUUGUCGCUUUCAUCCGGGUUACCCAAUUUUUCAUGAUGCUCUAAAGGGUUGGUCUUGCUGCAGGAAACGCACAACAGACUUCUCAGAGUUUCUAGCUAUUCAGGGCUGCACUAAGGGCUUUCACAGCAAUGAGAAACCACUGGAACCUGUAAAACCUGACCUCACUGGAAGUAAUGACUCUAAUGACAGUGGAUCAAAACCACGUAUCGAAAUCAUUAUGCGGGGCCCCAAAUCUGCGGAAAAGAUGCAGAAAGAGAGGCCGAGUACACAAGAGCAGAUGCUUCCUCUUGUGCUUAAAGUGUCUCGGUCACUUGAACAAGAGUUACAGAAACUCACGCUGGAAGCAGAUAAGGAGCCUGAAAAGAGAGUUGAUGCUGCAGUGGCCACAAUAGGAACCAGAUGUAAACAUUCGGGCUGUAAAGAGAGUUAUCAAGGGCCAGAAAGUGAAGCAGGCGCUUGUAUGUAUCACCCGGGGAUGCCAGUCUUUCAUGAGGGAAUGAAGUUCUGGUCGUGUUGUUCCAUUAGAACAAGUGACUUCAAUGAGUUUCUGGAACAGAAAGGGUGCAGCGUAGGGAAACAUCUAUGGGUGCAGCUGCCUGGGAAGCAGGAAGUCUCAUGCCGGUAUGACUGGCACCAGACCAGCAGUCUUGUCGUCAUUACGGUUUAUGCCAAAACAGCUCUACCAAAUAUUACCAAGGUUGAAGCCAAUCGUACCCAGCUGGACAUUCAAAUUUCCUUCCAAAUGAAAAAGGAAUUCAGAAAGCGUCUGGAGUUGUGGGGUGUUAUUGACACGAAAAAUUGCUUUGUGAACUUGCUGCCCACAAAAGUGGAGAUCACACUUAAGAAAUCAGACCCUGUAACAUGGGCACGACUGGAGCUCACGGUUGCCCCCCAACAUACGACACCUGAAGCAGAACCAGAACAAACAGUUGCGGCCCCUCCUGAGGGUGUAGAUGAGGAUUCUGAUGAUGACCUGAGUUGGUCAGAAGACGACGAAGAAUUCUGUGACUGAGAAUUUUUUUUUUUUAUUAAAAUAUGUGACAACGAUUCUGUUUAUUUUAAAUAGCCCCCUUGUACAUUUUGUGUCCCGUUCCUCUGUUGCAUGUUAUAGAUCACCUCCCAGUAUUACAUUUUACCUUUCAGUACUGUGUUUCUAAUUACAUAUUUCUAUCUCCAUAAUGUUUAUAAUUAGAUUUUGGAAACUUUUUCCUUCAAAGAUUCUCUCUCCCUUAUAUGUUCUCUUUCUGCAGCAGGGUACAUAGGUUUCCACAGGGAAACAUCAGGGUGUAGAGUGGAUCUGAAUCCAGAGGCACAAACAGAUAAAGCUGGUCCCUGGGAUUGCAGUGCACUGAUCUCUGGGAUUGCAGUGCAAGGUCUCCCAUGUAAAGGCGCCUGUAUACAGAGCUGUGACUUUACAUUCACUUGAGUAUCCUACAUGUCUUCGAGACAGCGUUAGUUGAGAAAAGGUAUACAUUGCAGAGUAUAUUGUACAAGUACCCUGUAAUAAAUCCGAGCCGAAGCCGGUUUAUGGGCCUUCAAUACAGUUUGAAUGACCGUCUCAGAAAAACCUUUGGCCCUUAGGACGGAAGCUUCAAGAGCCACGCCGUCAAAGCCAGUCGGGCCAGAUCCUGGUAGACACAGGGGCCCUGAAUGAGGAGGUCUGGGCGCUGAGGAAGUAGAAAAGGACGCUCUAUCAAGAGACCCUGUAGUUCUGAGAACCAAUGCCAUCUGGGCCACGCUGGAGCGAGCAGAAGAAGGAUUCCCCUUCUUGCUUGAACUUCCUGAUUAUCCUGGGCAGGAGUGACACUGGAGGAAACACAUACGGCAGCCGAAAAUUCCAUGGAAUUGCCAGGGCAUCCACGAACGCUGCUUGAGGAUCCCUUGUUCUUGCUCCGAAGACCGGAAUCUUGUGAUUGUGUCGAGACGCCAUCAGGUCUACAUCUGAUAGGCCCCACUUAUCCACUAGGAGUUUAAAUACUUCUGGAUGAAGACUCCACUCUCCGGCGUGUACGUCCUGACGACUGAGGAAGUCCACUUCCCAGUUGGGGACUCCCGGAAUGAGCACUGCCGAUACGGCUGGCAGAUGGCGUUCUGCCCAUUGAAAUAUCCUUGACACUUCCUUCAUUGCCAUGCGGCUUCGAGUGCCGCCUUGAUGAUUUAUGUAUGCCACGGUGGUGGUGUUGUCUGACUGUACUUGAACAGGCCUGUUCUUUAUCCAAAGCAGGGCUAGUGUCAGUGCAUUGAACACUGCCUGCAGUUCCAGAAAAAUUAGAAGGUAAUUCUGCCGCCCAGGCAACCGCUGUAGUGGGUCUAUGCACAGCCCCUGCAAGAGUGUAAAUGGACUUCAAGCAACCCUCCACACGCCUAUCCGUCGGUUCCUUCAGGAAGGUGACGGUAGUGACAGGCAGAGCUGAAGACACCACCAGGCGUGCAACCUGAGAGUCCACCGGAGGUGGGGUUUCCCAAUUUUUACUGAUCUCUGCCGCAAAAGGGAUAACGAGCCAGCAUCUGUUUAGACAGUGAAAAUUUCGAACCUGUAGAUUCCCAGGAUUCCUGACGUAUGUCAACCAGGUGGUCAGAAUGGGGUAGAAGCAAUUUAGUCACCUUCUGACAUUUAAACUUAUCUGGUUUCUUAGAGGUAGUAGGAGGCUCCUCGUCAUCCUCAAUCUGAAGAAUGAGCCUGAUGGCCUCUAAAAGGUCAGGGAUAUCCACUUGUGUCAGAGUCUCCCCAUCUGAAGUAUCUGGAUCAGUGUCAGUGGGGUCAGUGUAAGCGCCAUCUUCAUCAGAAGAAGUAUCCGGGACAUGCGUGGAGUGUGAGGAGGAAAUGGCCCAUUUAGAGGACCCCUUGGUCUUAGGCGGACGAGGGUAAGCUUUCUGUUUAACCAGAGACUGUUUUAUUUGUUGUAACUGAGCAGACAGAGUAUCUGGCUAUGGCGGAUUAACCGCAGGGACAAUAUGUGGCUGUAAUGGCACAGGAGGUCCCAUAGGGGGCGUAAGUCUAGUUACCAGCAUAGUCAGUUGAUUUGAGAAGGUAGCCCAUGGCAGGGCUUGAUCUGCCCCUGAUGCUGUCGACUGUCCCUGGUCUUGCAGAGACCCCAGUACCUGAACCCUCAGCUGCUAUAUUUUCCUCAUGACCAUCCAUGGCAUCCGCACUGCCUGGUGCAGGAUCUGCCCUGGAGUCCUCACUCUGUUGAGCAGACAUUGUGCCUAAUUCUGAGUUGAUCGCAGCAGCAACUUUGUUAGCAAUUGGGCAAAACCAUGUGCACUGCAGGGGGGACAGAUAUAACGUGCAGAGAGAGUUAGUGUUCAAUCUGCAAUCUAAAUUGCAGUGUAAAAAUAAAGCAGCCAGUAUUUACCCUGCACAGAAACAAAAUAACCCACCCAAAUCUAACUCUCUCUGCACAUGUUAUAUCUGCCUCCCCUGCAGUGCACAUGGGCCCUCAUUCCGAGUUGUUCGCUCGUUGCCGAGUUUCGCUAUAUUGCGAUUAGUCGCUUACUGCGCAUGCGCAAGGUUCGCAGAGCGCAUGCGCUUAGUUAUUUUACACAAAAGUUAGGUAUUUUACUCACGGCAUAACGAGGAUUUUUAAUCGUUCUAGUGAUCGGAGUGUGAUUGACAGGAAGUGGGUGUUUCUGGGCGGAAACUGGCCGUUUUAUGGGCGUGUGCGACAAAACGCUGCCGUUUCUGGGAAAAACGCGGGAGUGGCUGGAGAAACGGGGGAGUGUCUGGGCGAACGCUGGGUGUGUUUGUGACGUCAAACCAGGAACGAAACUGACUGAACUGAUCGCAGUGGCAGAGUAAGUCCCGAGCUACUCAGAAACUGCAAAGAAAUUUCUAUUCGCAAUUAUGCGAAUCUUUCGUUCGCAAUUCUGCAAAGCUAAGAUUCACUCCCAGUAGGCGGCGGCUUAGCGUGUGCAAUGCUGCUAAAAGCAGCUAGCGAGCGAACAACUCGGAAUGAGGGCCAUGGUUUUGCCCAAUUGCUAACAAACUUGCUGCUGCGAUCAACUCAGAAUUACCCCGAUUAUUUGUAAGCGUAACCUCAGGGUGACCAAAAGUACAAUAAGAGCAGACAGAAUACCUGGCAAGAAACCCCCUUACAGUGUGGCUGCAAGUAGACCACAAAAUAUGGAAUUUAAGAGGUAUACGGUGACUGUAACUUCACAGAUAAAAAUACCAAACAAGUAUAUCCUGUGAAAACACUAUAUCUAUAGGACCCUGACGCACAUAGCCCCCUCAGGGUAUAGAAUAUAGGGAUAGCAACACCUGUGGGAUACACGGAAUAGAAAUCACACGGCAGCUACUGGCACACACAAUCAGUCACAUGUUCAAUGCAGUAAUAAUUAUUACAAACAACAAUAAAACUGCACUGGACUAGCAAUACUAAGUAACUGGACUACAGAGUAAUGCUAUAUAGUAAUAUAGAUAUAACAAUGCAUAGUGAAACCGGAUGUAUAUCACAGGGUACUCGUACUAAAUAACCGUGAAUGUAUGCACUCUUUCUUAACUAACGCUGUCUAAAGACAUGUAGAAUACUCAAGUGUCCUGUAAAUGCACAGCGCUGGAUGCAGGCGGCUUUACAGAGGAGACAGAGCCCAGCAAUCCCAGGAUCAGCGCAGCAUGUGAGAAAUGGCGUCCUGACAGGGAGUGAGGGAAGCAGAGAGAAGCAGCUUCAGGGUGGGAACAUUUACAGUAAAUGGCGCCUAGGGCUGAGGGAGGGGCUACAGGUCAAAGCCUUAUCCCCUUGCUGGACUUCACCACCGGGUACUGCGGGCCUUGUUAAAACGGAUUUUUAGUAAAAUCCGACCUGUGCCCUUGCUCUGGUGGUCUAGUGGGGUCCCUGUACGGCCACAGUGGCCAGCACGCGCAGUCCGUCUCCGAGAGACCGCGCCGGAUCGCAAUUUCACAGGGUCCUGCCUGGGGGACCCUCUUACCUCCUCCCUUGGUGCGGCCACGCGAUCCUGGAGAGCAGCAGUGAUCGUGUGUGUCCUGAUGGAGACCGGAGCCCUCCGCUGUAAGUACCCAGCAACCAGGGCGCGGGAGUAUACAGCGCCGCUGGGGGAGGUGAUGGAGCUGCAGCAUGAGAUGUCAGAAUGACAUCUAGUAUACAAUACCUAUGCUGCAGCCCUUGAAGUCUUCUAUUUUCUUUUAGAAAAGCUCUUUUCAGUGCUGCUGGAGAAGCCCUCCCUCUUAGUGACCUGCUUGCAGGCAUCAACUUACAAACUGAGCUCCUGUGCCUGGAGGCGGGGUUAUAGAGGAGGCAGCGCUAUGCAUCUUAGGAACAGUCAAAGCUUUUAGCCUGUUGGUGCCUCGGAUCAAGAUCCUACUCUACAUCCCGAUGUUAUUUCCUGUGGAAUACAGUGUACCCCGCUGCAGAAAGAGUGUUAACAAUGGUAACUCUACCAUAACACUCCUUUUGUCUUUUUCCCAAUAGUACUGUUACAUUUUUCCCACUCAGCUAGUUUUAUGUUUUAUUUUGUUUUUCCAUUUUAUAAAUAAAUAUUUGUAGUUAUUUUGAUUGAA